Molecule: messenger RNA, 738 nt
Organism: Arabidopsis thaliana (thale cress)
Lineage: Eukaryota; Viridiplantae; Streptophyta; Magnoliopsida; Brassicales; Brassicaceae
Product: GDSL-like Lipase/Acylhydrolase superfamily protein
Exons: 3
Coding region: 1-738 (245 amino acids)
Cellular component (GO): extracellular region
Source: RefSeq, marked reviewed
AUGUCGUCGCUUGUUUCUCGUUGCCAAGUUAUAGCAUUAUUGGUCUUGUUCUUUUUCGGGGUGUGUCUUGCCGGUAAAGACAUUCCGGCGAAUUUUGUGUUCGGAGAUUCAUUGGUGGAAGUCGGAAACAACAACUACUUAGCCACAUUGGCAAAGGCUAAUAAUUUUCCUAAUGGGAUCGAUUUUGGAUCACCUACUGGUCGAUUCACCAACGGAAGAACAAUCGUCGAUAUCAUAUAUCAAGCAUUAGGUUCCGACGAAUUAACUCCACCGUACUUAGCACCAACGACACGCGGACCCCUAAUUCUCAACGGCGCCAAUUAUGCCCCCGGUGGCAGUGGACCCCUCAAUUCCCCCGGAUCAACGAAUUUAGAUUCGUGGAGCCCUGAGCAGCUUAAGGCAAUGAUGUUUGGUGUAAAUUACCUUGCUCCGGUGUUCUUCAAGAAAAUGGAUGGACAGACGAUCGCAAUAUCGAGUCUAAGUACACUUUCAAGAGCUGCUAAUCUGUAUAGGCAGAUUCUUGCUAAAGAAGUUGCUAAAGCCAUUGCACAAGAUACUACCACUGAUCUACCAAAAGCAUCUCAUGGGGUUUCUUCUUCUUCUGUCAAGGAAGAGUUACGUCCCAAAGAAACUUAUUUCUGUGACUUUUAUGGUCGACCCAUAGUUUACCCCAUACUUACCAGUGCUCGAAGAGUUACAUGGGCUCGAAAAAUCAAUUAUGAUAUAAACAACAUGUAA